This is a messenger RNA of Candidula unifasciata, 408 nucleotides long. The record is from the annotation of a GenBank genome assembly. NCBI's taxonomy places the organism in Eukaryota, Metazoa, Mollusca, Gastropoda, Stylommatophora, Geomitridae.
AUGCCAGCAGUUUAUAACUUGAAUGGGGAGGAGGAGAAAGGCAUUCCCUUCCUGCAGUCCCGAUCUGUGAAACCCCUGGCCAAGCAUAAUUUUACACAAAUAUUAAGCAACAAGGACACAGCCACUCUGGUGAUGUUCUACGACCCAGACUGUAUUUACUGUCAGUCAGCCAAACCUCACUUCCUCAAAGCUGCCAAGACCACAGCGGGCAAGAAUCGUCUGUAUGCAGCCGUGGACUGUUCCAAGGAGCCUCAGCUGUGUGAGCUGGAAAACAUCAGAUCAUUCCCAACGUUCAAGCUCUUUGUAGGAGGCAGGUUUCUCGCCAGGUACAACCAGUCUCCCAACUUCAUCAACAUGAGAAACUUUCUGGAGAACGCUCCCCUGGAAAACAGGAUCAUCCCAGCGCAG